AGAGCCACACUUGAGAGAGGGAGACAGAGCUACAUGGGAACCUAUUAGAUAACCAAUUCACCUGUCAGCAGCCUAACAGGGGGAGAGAGUAAGCGAGAGAGAGAGCGAAGGGAAGAGAGAGAGAGUGUUCUUGCAAUGGUGGACACACAGGGAUUCCAUUCAAACCCAGCCCUGCAAGUGACAGAUAUGGCGUACAGGAAGGUACGUGCUGGCCACGGUCCUCUCCAUGUGCGAGAUCUGGAGAGUGAGGAUCUGCAUGCAGCUUCUAUAGAAUUGGAAUGGGACAUGGAGAAGGAACUGGAGGAACCAGGUUUGGACCGCUUCCAGCUGGAGUGUGUGGAGCAUCAGCCUGAGAGCAGCUCUUCUGGUGGGGGCAUGGACCCAGAUCUCGAACCCAUUCAACCCUCUGUCUCCCCCCAUGGACGUUUUGAACGUCUUCAGGAGGACCCUAAUUACAUCUCUCGUUUUAGCCGAUCGGUACCCAAAGGUCAGAGGCGGAGUUGGACCUGCCUGGCCAAAUAUCUGCUAGCAGGGGUGGCUGUGUUUGUUCUGGGGCUGCUCAUUGGACGAUACUCCUUCAGCAGGGAGCAAAGGAGGGUAGAGCCAAUCGCAGACACAGACGUGCUGAAGAAGAUAGUUCAGGGAAUCACAGCAGAAAAGAUCCAAGCCCUGGAGAGGGACUUUGACAGCUUGUCUGAUCUCAGUGAGGAAUCCAAGGUGAGGAACAUUGCUCAGCGGUGGGAGGAGCUUGGAUUAAAAGAUGUCCAGGUGACCAAUCACUCAGCUCUUCUGAGCUAUCCAGGACCCACCCACAGCACAAUCGUCGAUAAGAUCAGUAACCAGUGUUAUCUGCCUAGCGGAGCAAGGUGUGACCAACCAUCCACAACCACAACUGAACCAUUUGCCUUUGCAGCCUACUCUGCUGUGGGAAAUAUGGAAGCAGAAGUGGUAGAUGUUCAGUAUGGAAGCCAAGAGGAUUUGAGACGUGUCCAAACUAGUACAAAUGUCACCAGCAAAAUAGCACUACUGAAGCUUGGACAAGCACCUUUACUAUACAAGCUCUCUCUUCUGGCAGAGAUGGGGUUUGGUGGCUCUCUUUUGUAUGUGGAUCCCUGUGACGGUCCAUUUGGGAAUAACACUUUUGGUGUGACUCUGAACCCAGGUGGGAACCCGUCUUCUCAAGGACACCCCAGGAGCGCUGGGAGAGACAUUCGCCACAACCUGACAUCAUUGCUGGUUCAGCCCAUCUCUGCCUCCUUAGCGAAAGUACUGCUGUCUGCCCCUGCCAUGGGGCAGGGUAAACCCUGUGUCCCUAUGGCCAUGCCCUAUGUCUCAGCAAGAAAAAUCAUAAAUCUCACAGUUGAAAACCAGGCAUCCUUCAAGACGGUGCACAAUGUUAUCGGAUAUCUGAAAGGCAAGACCAAUCCAGAUCGAUAUGUUCUGGUUGGCAGUCGUCAUGGUAGCUGGUACAAAGGUGCGUUGGCUGACUGGGCGAACGGCUCUGCAGUCAUGACUCAGAUCAUCGCCUCCAUGACGGCUCAGACCCGUGUAGGCUGGAAGCCCGACCGUACCAUCAUCUUCUGCUCAUGGGGGGGAACGUCACUGGGCAACAUCGGCUCCAUUGAAUGGGGGAAGGAGAAUGCAGUGGUACUUCAAAGCAGUGCAGUGGCUUAUGUCAGCCUCCACAGGCCAGUCAGAUCAUCUGGGUCCCUGCAGUCCACAGCAUCACCUUCACUUCUGCAACUGGCCUCUGACAUCCAAAAGAGACACUUGAGUUGCAGUAGAGGUGGUGGUUGUCCUGGCCCAAAUGUGAACUCACUGCAGACACCUGGAGAUGCUGACUUCUUCUCCAACCAGCUUGCUGUUCCAAUUGUGGAGUUCACAUACGCAGAAUUUCCAAAGACAGAGAGAGUGUAUUUCCUCUCAGAGGCCUUUUUCCCUCCUGUGUCUUCAUUAAGAGCAACCUUGGAUCCAGCCUUCAAACUCCAUGAGACUAUUGCCAAGAUAACAGCUGAGGCCAUCCUGCGGCUCGCUACUGACCCUGUUCUUCCAUUUUACCCUUUGGAUAUUGCUUUAGAUGUUCAGAACAAACUCAAAGAUGACCCGUUGAGCAGACCAGACGUACUAACCGCUGCUGCGUCUUUUAGGGACAGCUCAGCCUUCUUUCAAUCCGAGCUCAUGCGUCCUGCUAAUGACCCUAAAGAGAGAGAUCCUGCCCAUGUUCGCAUGCUCAACGAUGUUCUCCGAGAUCUAGAAAAAAGCUUUCUCAUCUCUAACCCACCACCUGGCUUUUACAGGAAUAUUCUCUACACCUUGAGCAGAGAAACUCCACGCUUCUCUAUCCUAAAGGACGGCCAAGAGGUACCCCGACACAACAGUGUCAGCCUGUCCCUGACACUCAUAUGCAGUGCAAUCAGUUCAGCUGAGAAACUUGUCCAAAGUGGACUUGACCUGUUUGAGAAUGACAAUGACAUCCCACAAUGACAUCAUGAUAAAGAUCUAACCUCAAGGUGUCUCAGUAUGGCACAUCUUCAGGGAUCAUCUGGCAACAUAGGAGGUUGAGAAUCUGAAGACACUAGAAAAAUAGGACAUCUUAGAAUUAAGUGCAAUAUUAACCUGAGGUAUCGGAAGGUUCUUUCGUCAGUCAAAUGCUAAUUCGUUCUUUUUGUCCCUCCAAUCGUGUUCCGGCUCUGCAUUUGUGGUUUCUAUAAUGGCUCCUUACACCGGGCUAGAAAGAUACAGUAUAUGAGAAAAGAGUGAGGGAGCUACAUGCUAUAACUUGCUGAGUCAAGACAUUCUGUUCAGGGGGAAAACACCAGCAGGUUUAUCACUAUCUUUGUCAUAUAAACCCCAGAGCAUUAUUGGAUUAUGGGACUUGAAACAGAAAGUUUGAAAUAUCCUUAGAAUACAAUUGAUAUGCUUAAUACUGAGGGUAGUAAAAACAAAAAGAGUUCAGCCACUUGGUCUUCCUGGACUUGCACUCAACUUGGAUUCUGACUUCCUAAUACAAAUAUCACUGAAAGCUGAUUGUGAGUCAAUAGAAAGAUAUCAGAAAUUAGUGAUCAUUUAAGAAAGCACCAACUGCUGCAUGUGAAACUGUGCAUCUCUCAGGGGCUUGUAUUGUAGAAAUUUGUAAAAUAAUAGAAAUGCAAAGAAAUGCUUGUUUCAGUGUUCCAAAUAUGUUUGUACAUUUUAUUCAGUCUUUAAAUAGGUAGUCAAAGUUUAACUAAUAACAAUACUAAGAAAGCUUCAGUCAACAAAACAAGAUUUCAGGGUAAUCAUUGUUCUGCUAAUAAGAAAAAAACAGUAGAGUAUAACAAGCUAUGUGAUAUAGUCAUAGAUCGGGGUAAGGUUUUUAGUUUAUAGAUCAUGAAUCAAAUGUGAGUGUGAAUGUGAAUGAAGAUAAAUCUUGAUAAAUUUUGAAGAAGAGUCUGACGGGUCUGCUGUUCCGAUUGGGUGACAUUCCACCAAUGAGAAAUGGCACUGGCUGCAAUGCAGGCAAAAAACAAUGUCUCCAAAUUGAUUCUGGCAACCAGUGUGUUUGUUCUCUGCAUUUGCACUAGCUGUUUCUUUGGUGAUGUCUUUUUUGGGGAAAAUUAGGGUCUUGAGAGUUGCAAUUAAUAACUUCACUUUUACUUUAGAUACAUGAUACUUUUAGAUGUCUGCCUUUAAAUAUGAAAAAAAAAACACAAAAAAAACAGCUUAAUUAGAAACACAAGAUUCAGGGAGUCUAGCUUGACUAAGCUUUAAUUUAUGUACGUGCCUUUGAGUGAGUCAUACUGUACAUGCUUUUCGAUCAGCCAUUUGCACUCCAAGAUUCAAAUACCAAACAUUUACCAAAACAUGUUGUAUUGUAGUAUUUAUUUAAUAUGUCAUUUGUGGAGCUGUUUGAAAGGUCUGCAAAGCUUUGAAAACCUUUUGUUGAAGGGUUGUUUAACAGUUUUUUAGAUCUGUUUUGUUAUGAUAAAUAUUAUUUUGUAUUGUUUUUCACCUGUUUAGUAAGCCCCCCUUACACAAUUUGCCUAGAGAAUUGUCUAAGACUACAAACACAAUGUUGCAUUUCUGGAGCACCAUUUCAAAUUGUGCAUUAUUUCUGUAGUUAACAGAGUCUGAUUUUCCUUAUUUAUUGUGACAAACUGUAUUAAACAGCUAGCUUACUACACUAAGCCUUACCUACAAGAGUCCUCCUUUGCAUUGCACUAAAAGUAACUGAUAAACUGUCAUCCUGUAUGUGUGUUUUACUUAGUGCUAUUGUAUUUAUUUAUUUUAUUUCCCAAAUAAUAUAAACGUCAAUACUGAUAAUUAACCUGCCUUUUUUCACCCUAGAUAAUUUUCAGGCUCAGUCUACAUUUAUAUUUUACAGCAUUUGUAUGAAUUUUAUAUAAUGUGAAAUAUCUUCAAACUGCAGCUGCAAGUUGCAUGAGAGGUUUUGUACUUAGGUUAGGGUAGAGAGGGUUGUUUUAUUUAGAUUUAGAAUAAUAUUCUCUCUUAUGGUCUGAAUAAUUGCUUGGUAACUGAAAUUGCUCAUACAUUUGAUUCUCAUAAAUCACUUUAAAUAAAUAUAUGAUUACAAAAAUUCUGUUUAUCCCAGAACUGUUGUGGUACUGUCAUCCCUUUAUGCUGAAAUAGUAAAUGCAGUGCAUGUUAAAAGGAUUCUUUUCUAUGGCAUGUCAAAAGCUUGUGAAACUCACUAAAUGACAUUUAAGUACGUCCAACGUUGUUCAGUAAAUUACAUUGUUUUGCCUCAAUGGAAUACAGAUGUUGAAUGCAGACAUUCUUUUAAACCCAGUGGGGCAUUAAAUAUAAUUGCUUUAUCUUUAGUUUGAUGUUUUGUGGACUCACAUGUGUCAGAAAGCAGCUAAUAGAUGGACAGUAUGAACACAUUGUGGCUGUUUAAAUUGAUUGAAGGUUUUAUUUACAGUGUGCUGGAAUGUCAUGUUAAUUCAAAAUGCACUAAAGUGGAAUAAGGGUAGAGCACAUUCAAAUGCAUGUGUGCUUUUUUAUUAUUAUUUUUUUGUCUGUUGAAUGUGUGUCAUUUAAGACAAACCAAUCCUAAGGCAAU
Molecule: messenger RNA, 5062 nt
Organism: Xyrauchen texanus (razorback sucker)
Lineage: Eukaryota; Metazoa; Chordata; Actinopteri; Cypriniformes; Catostomidae
Product: inactive N-acetylated-alpha-linked acidic dipeptidase-like protein 2
Exons: 14
Coding region: 136-2484 (782 amino acids)
Source: RefSeq, a predicted model, not a curated record